Entamoeba histolytica HM-1:IMSS is the source of this 2480-nucleotide messenger RNA. RefSeq lists its product as uncharacterized. NCBI's taxonomy places the organism in Eukaryota, Evosea, Mastigamoebida, Endamoebidae. The coding region runs from base 1 to 2451 and encodes 816 amino acids. The record is from RefSeq and is a predicted model, not a curated record. The transcript has a single exon.
AUGAAGACAGCUCUAUUACUGUUAUUCACUAUAACACUGUCAUUGUCAGCAUCAAUAGAUUAUGUUUUUACUGAUGUAACUGAUGCAGACGUAAAAUUAGAAGAUGAUCACGAUUUAGUUGAAGAGGAUUUAGUAGAGUUUGACACUGAUGAUUUUGAUAGUUCAUUCGAAUACAAUCUUGAAGAUGACAAAGCAAAAGCAGCUCCUAAAAAGGCUGCCCCAAAGAAAGCAGCUCCUAAAAAGGCUGCCCCAAAGAAAGCAGCUCCUAAGAAGUCUACUCCAAAGAAAUCAACUCCAAAGAAAUCAACUCCAAAGAAAUCAACUCCAAAGAAAUCAACAACUAAAAAACCAGCUCAAAAAAAGAAAAGUCUUUUCGGUAAGGUAACUUCAAUGGUUAAAAAAGGGAAGAGUAUUGCUAAAAAAGGAGUGAGUGCUGUUAAAAAGGUUCAAAGCAUUGCUAACAAAGGAAUAAGUGCUGUUAAGAAAGUUCAAAGCAUUGCUAAAAAAGGAGUAAGUGCUGUUAAGAAAGUUCAAAACGCUGCUAAAAAAGGAAUGGGUGCUGUUAAGAAAGGAGUGAAUGCUGCUAAAGAGAAAAUAAAUUCAAUUAAGAAAGGAGGUAAAGAAUUACUUAAUAAAGGAAAGAGUGCUUUGAAAAAAGGAAAGGAUAUGAUAAAUAAAGGAAAGAACGCUUUAAAGAAAGGAAAAGAUGCAUUGAAGAAGGGUGUUGAUAAUUUAAAAAAGAAAGGUGCUAAAGUACUCAAAUCAGCUAAAGACAAAGGAAAGAAAGCAGUAGAGAAUAUUAAGAAGUAUGGAAAAAAGGCUAUGAAGAAAUAUUCUGAUGCCAAGAAGAAGAUAAGUGAAGGAAUCAAAGGAAUGUCUAAGAAAGCUCAAAAGAAAUUCAAAGAAACUGCUAAUAAAUUGAAAGAGAAAGCAAAAGGAAUGGCUGAUAAAUUUAAAAAAUUAGGUAAAGUUACUAUGAAAGGGGCUAGUUCUGUUUUCAAAAAAGAAUGGAAAAAGAUGCAAAGUAAAAUUAGUAAAGCACUUAAGAACGCAGCAGGUGAUGUUAGGAAAAAGUUAUAUGAUGGAUUAAAGAGUCAAUGUUGGUUCAAAGCACUUCAAUCUUGUGGAUGUUGUAAAACUUGUAUGGCACAAAAACCACCUUCUUGUGGAUGUUACAAAAAAACUAGUGGUGGCUCAUCAUCACAUAGUAAAUCAAAAAGAUCCUCUAGACGUUCAUCAAGAAGUUCAUCAAGUAGUGGAUCUGGAAGUUCAUCAGGUAGUGGAUCUUCUGCAAGUGCUUCUGCAAGUGCCUCUGUUAAUGUAGGUGGUGGAUCUGAUAGUGGAUAUGCUGGUGGAUCUGAUAGUGGAUAUGCUGGUGGAUCUGAUAGUGGGUCAAGUGCAGGACAACAAGUAAAUCCUGUUUUCAAUAAUAAUGUUAAUGGUGGAGGAUAUCCAUCUGGAAGUGCAGGAUCUAGUGCUGCCACUAGUGUUCAACCAAGUGCUCCUGUAAUUCAACCAAGUAGUUCUGUAAUUCAACCAGUACCAUAUCCUGUUCCAAGUGGAAGUGCUUCUGGAGCAACUGCUUCUGCCCCUGCACAAGCAUCUCCUAUUAUCGUACAACCAUCAAGCCAACCAAGUAUUAUGCCAAUGCAACAGCAACAACAACAACAACAAAUGGCUCCUCAAAUUAUUCAACAACCAGCAGCACCUUCUCAACCACAAAUAAUACAAGUUCCAAGUGCUAGUUCAUCUGCAGCAGCAUCAUCUGCAACAUCUACUCAACCACAAAUGCCAACAAUCAAUAUGCCAGCUAUUACUAUCACUAAUACCAAUGACAAUAAAAAAGAAAAAACUUCUGAGAAGAAAGAACAAAAAGUUGCUGAGAAAAAAGAACAAAACGAUAUUGUUAAAACUGAGAGAGAAUCUAGAAAUCUUGAGAAGAAAGUUGGUAAAGGAGGAGUUCUUAGUAAUGAACAAGAAGAACAGAAAGAACAACGUCAAGCAGUUAAGAUUGUUCGUGUAUAUGAAAAACAACAACAUAAGAAAGAAAAGAAAGACAAACAAAUAGCUGAUAAAAUUAUUACAGAGACUGUUCCAGAAGAAAAGGUUAUAACUAAAAAGACUGUUGUAAAAAAUAGAGUUAAAACUAAAGAAGUUAUUCCAGAAGAAAACGUUAGUGUCAAAAGAACUGUUACAAAACCUAAUACCCCAAAACAAGAACAAAAGCCAUUUAAAAUACCUGAACCAGAACCAUUUAAAUUACCAGAACAUAUCGAAACAUCAAAGCUUACUAUUAAAACACAAAAGAAUAAAUCACAUAAAAAACAUGUUAUUAAAAGAAGAGGAUGUCCAUGUAUCCACAAAGUCCCAGACGUACCAUGUAAAUGUUCUAGCAUAAAGAGAAAUGAGAGAGAACUUAAAAGUAUUAUGAAGCAUUUAAACCGUCUUUAAAAUUUAAUGGAAUUACUUGUUAAACGGUU